AUUUCAAUUUCAAUUUCAACGAGUGUGGGAUCUCAGGAUUUCAGAAAGAGCGGCCAACCACAUAGAGCUUCGCUUUCGCGUCGCUCCGUGGCUGUGAAAUAGAGAGAGAUUCUAGGUGGUGCGUAAUGCUGGAAUCCUGAAGUGUAAGUGGGUUUCUGUGUCUUUUCGGUGAAAUAUUUGCGAAGGUGGAAUUGCAAGCACUUUCGAUUUUGAUGAAGGAUUGACGAAGACGAUGACUCUUAAGCCCCUCUUCUCCUCCCAAUCUCUGCAAUUCAGGUAUGUCUCCGAAAACCCAAGUUUAUUUCUUUAUCGGUUAUUCUGCUCCGGAAGUUCGGCCCCAGCCCCAACCCCUAACGACGCCGUUGAGACUGUUUUCCGCAUAGUAAGUAGCUCCACCUGUUCCAAAGACUUGAAGCAAUCUCUGAAAUCAAGUGGGGUUUUCCUCUCCAAUGAUUUGAUCGAUAAGGUUUUGAAAAGGAUCAGAUUCAGCCAUGCCAAUCCUUUGCAAGCUUUGGAGUUUUUCAAUUACACUGGAAAUAGGAAAGGGUUUUACCACACUGAGCUAUCUUUGGAUACGAUGCUUUAUAUCUUAGGAAGAAGCCGUAUGUUUAACAAAAUUUGGGAUCUGUUGAUUGAUGCCAAGCACAAAGACAGAAAUAUAAUAACCACACGUACUGUAAUGGUCGUUUUAGCUAGAAUUGCUAAGGUAUGUUCGGUUAGGCAGACUGUGGAGUCUUUUAGGAAGUUCAAGAAACUUGUACCUGAAUUCGAUACCAAUUGUUUCAAUGCUCUGUUGAGAACUAUGUGUCAGGAAAAGAGCAUGACAGAUGCUAGAAAUGUGUAUCAUAAUUUGAAGCACAAAUUUAGGCCCAAUCUGCAAACUUUUAACAUAUUGUUGUCAGGGUGGAAGUCGUCCGAAGAAGCCGAGGGAUUCUUCGAGGAGAUGAGGGAAAUGGGUGUGAAACCAGAUGUUGUUUCGUAUAAUUGUUUGGUUGAUGUUUAUUGCAAAGGUAGAGAAAUGGAAAAGGCAUUUAAGAUGGUUGAGAAAAUGCGAGAGGAGGAGAUAAUCCCCGACGUAUUUACCUAUACCAGCAUUAUCGGGGGAUUGGGGCUGGCUGGUCAGCCUGAUAAAGCCAGAAAUGUUUUGAAGGAAAUGAAGGAAUAUGGUUGUUACCCGGAUGUUGCAGCGUAUAAUGCUGCAAUAAGAAACUUCUGCAUUGCAAAGAGGCUUGGUGAUGCGUAUAGUUUGAUGGAUGAGAUGGUAAGCAAGGGCUUGACUCCAAAUGCAACUACAUACAAUCUGUUCUUCAGGGUAUUUUUCUGGUCAAAUAACUUGCAAAACUCAUGGAAUUUGUACAGGAGGAUGAUGGAUACUGGUUGCCUGCCAAAUACACAAUCUUGUAUGUUCCUAAUUAAGUUAUUUAGGAGGCAGGAAAAGGUUGAGAUGGCACUUCAGCUGUGGAAUGACAUGGUGCAGAAAGGUUUUGGGUCUUAUAUAUUGGUAUCUGAUGUGCUGUUUGAUUUGCUUUGUGAUGAGGGGAGACUGGUGGAAGCAGAGAGGUGCUUCUUGCAAAUGGUCGAAAAGGGGCAUAAACCAAGUAACGUUUCUUUUAGGAGGAUCAAGGUACUCAUGGAAUUGGCAAACAAGCAUGAAGCUAUUCAAAACUUGUCCCAGAAAAUGGCCCUUUUUGGAACUUCAAUCAGUCUUCCGGAAAGUAGAGAUAUUUCAAUGGACAAAUCUCAUUUAGACUUGGUUCCAUGUUGAAUGAUAUGUUAACGGUUACCAUGAUUUGUAAAAUUGGUUGAAUUACACCAUUUACUUCAUAGGCCCGCAUAAGUGUGAAGAUAUAGUAGUUUUAGUUUUUUGGCACAUAACAAUUCUUUCACACUCUUGCCUGAUGCACCUCCUUUAUGGCUAUUUAAUGUUGGAAUAUUGAAGUGCGGCAACUGCGCCUCUUCCAUGUGUCC
This is a messenger RNA of Ziziphus jujuba (common jujube), 1968 nucleotides long. Its product is annotated as putative pentatricopeptide repeat-containing protein At1g02420. The record is from RefSeq and is a predicted model, not a curated record. The transcript has a single exon. Lineage: Eukaryota; Viridiplantae; Streptophyta; Magnoliopsida; Rosales; Rhamnaceae. Bases 233 to 1765 code for a protein of 510 amino acids. Gene Ontology annotation, molecular function: protein binding.